Molecule: messenger RNA, 708 nt
Organism: Anopheles coluzzii
Lineage: Eukaryota; Metazoa; Arthropoda; Insecta; Diptera; Culicidae
Product: serine protease snake-like
Exons: 3
Coding region: 1-615 (204 amino acids)
Biological process (GO): proteolysis
Molecular function (GO): serine-type endopeptidase activity
Source: RefSeq, a predicted model, not a curated record
AUGCCAACGUGUUUAUGGUUGGACGACAAUAUACCGUUCUCAAAGGUCGAGGCUGCUGGAUGGGGUACUAGCGGAUUUGGAUAUGGCAAAACAAAUAUUCUCAUAAAAGCAGAGCUGAAGCUAAUGGCAAACAAAGAUUGUGAGUCAUAUUAUAGUCAAGUUGCUUCAGUAAAAAAUGGUCUGAUGGAUCACCAGCUCUGUGCCUGGGAUAAAGUAAUGGACACAUGCCCGGGAGAUUCCGGAGGACCGCUACAGCACAAACUAAUCUUUGGAGACUAUAAAGUUCCGUUUCUGGUCGGUGUAACAUCGUUUGGUCUGUCGUGUGGAAAUUCUCAACCAGGUGUGUACGUAAAGGUGUCCAAGUUUGGAAGUUGGAUUGUUGAAACGCUACAACAACAUGGAGAACGAGUGACGGCCGCCAUGUUUGAGCCACUGGCUUGUGCUGGUAGGUACUUCUAUCAUCGUGAAAGAUAUGGACCAUCUAUAUUUGACAUACGGCCUCACAAUGUGCAACUCAUAUGGCCGAAACAGCCAUCUCCCGAAAGAUGUUCUGGUCUGCUUACUGAGCCCGAUGCCGUCCUUACGACGGCUCAAUGCGUCACAUUAUAUGGGUAAGUAGAUGAGUCCAAUAAUUCACAAGAUUUAACACUUUAAGCGUCGCGUCCAAUGAAAGCGUAUGACGGGUUUGCUCACCUCUCAGCAUUGUAU